AUGGCUCCAUAUGAAGCUCUUAUGGGAGAACAAGCAGAUCUCCUAUUAGGUAGUUUGAAGUGGGUGAACAAGGUUAAUAGGACUAGAACUAGUUCAUCAAUCCAUGGAGAAGGUGAAGAUGUUAGGAGAAGCUCGUUGGAGUUUGAGGUAGAUGUUUGGGUAUAUCUGAAAGUUUUAAUGAAGGGUGUUAUGAAGUUUGGUAAGAAGGGGAAACUUAUUCCCUGGAAUAUUGUCCCUUAUAGAAUCUCCAAGGGAAUUGGGACUGUAGCUUUUGAGUUGGAUCUACAACAAGAGUUAGUAGCAAUUCAUCCAAUGUUUCACAUUUCUAAGUUGAAUAAGUGUGUGGGUGAUCCUUCAUUUCUAGUACAAACUGAUAAUGUUGGUAUUAAGGAUAGAUUAUCUUAUGAAGAGGUCCGUUUAGGAUUUUUAUAUCAUCAAGCUCUCAAGUUGAGAACAAAGGAAGUUGCAUCAGUCAAGUUCCUUCUGAGGAACCAAUUUGUUGAUGAAGCAACUUAG
Molecule: messenger RNA, 516 nt
Organism: Solanum pennellii
Lineage: Eukaryota; Viridiplantae; Streptophyta; Magnoliopsida; Solanales; Solanaceae
Exons: 2
Coding region: 1-516 (171 amino acids)
Source: RefSeq, a predicted model, not a curated record